Messenger RNA from Scaptodrosophila lebanonensis, 994 nucleotides. It is a transcript of the gene lambdaTry, whose product is annotated as trypsin-7. Lineage: Eukaryota; Metazoa; Arthropoda; Insecta; Diptera; Drosophilidae. Gene Ontology annotation, molecular function: serine-type endopeptidase activity. The record is from RefSeq and is a predicted model, not a curated record. The transcript has a single exon. Gene Ontology annotation, biological process: proteolysis. The coding region runs from base 102 to 938 and encodes 278 amino acids.
UCGUUAAGAAAAUGGUGAUUAAGCCUGAUCGUUAUCAUGAUUUUGAUUUGUAGCCUGCGAUAAUCUGCGGCACACCAUUUGUAUAAGAGCCACGAGCUUUGAUGAUAUGGCCUACAGUAACACCUAAUAUGUUCCGUUUCGUGUUUACAUUGGGCGUGUUGUGCGCCUUAUUAAGUCUGGUCGAGCCAAAGGCCUACGAUGGAUCUACUAGAGUCCCAAUGCCAGACGGCCGUAUAGUGGGCGGUGAGGAUGCCGAAAUCAGGCAGUACCCACAUCAGAUUUCCAUGCGUUACAAUGGGAGACAUCGCUGUGGUGGCAGCGUCAUUUCCAAUAACAUCAUAGUCAGCGCUGCACAUUGCGUGGUCGGCUUAAAUGGAGUCUCUAACCUAACAAUUGCAGCUGGUUCCACUAAGUUAAGCGAGGAGGCGCAAGAACUGCCCGUGCGUGAGUUCAUUGUCCACAAUAAAUAUAGGCAGCUCAACAACGACUACGACGCAGCUAUUUUGGUGCUGGAUGGAGAGUUCUCCUUCAAUGAAAACGUGCAGCCCAUACAGCUAGCUGUGGAACGUCCAGCGGUUGGCACAAAUGUCACAGUCACAGGAUGGGGCACCACCACUGAGGGUGGCAGCAUUCCCGACGUAUUGCAACAGGUGGAUGUACUUCUAGUUGAUAACAGUGAAUGCAAAAAUGCCUAUUCCGUGUUGUUGACUAGCCGCAUGCUAUGCGCGGCUGUGGACGGCGGCGGAAAAGAUGCAUGCCAAGGCGACUCUGGUGGGCCACUAAUAUACAACAAUCAACUGUUGGGAAUCGUGUCAUGGGGCACAGGUUGCGCAAGAGCAAACUAUCCCGGCGUCUAUGCAUCUGUGCCAGACGUGCGCGAUUGGAUAGAGGAGACACGCGAUUUUUAUGCCGAUGUCGGAAGCAUUGGUUGGGUGUAAGAUUUAUAAUCUGUGUUAAAUAAAUACCAAAUUGUGGUUGCAUGUUUUUUCGGUAA